CUUGUUGAUGUUAUUUCACAACUAAACGCAAAUCAAAGUGUGUAUAGUUCUGUUGUUCUGCUAAACAAAGAAUACGUCGUAAAUUUCGAUCAAAUUCCAGGAAAAAAAUAAACAUUUGGAAAUUCGGGUGCGGACAAAAUGCAAAAUGAGUGCAAAUCUACCGAAUGAAUUGUCAGCUCUGGUGAAGUUCGAAGUAUUGGUCACCCGACUUGAGGUGAUUUCGAGACACAGCCUGAAAAAACAUGCAAAAAAAGAGCGUCUUACACGAUUUUUUGAGGAAAUUGCGCGUUUGCAACGGAAAUUUGUUGCCGAGCGUGGAACUAAGGAGGAGGCUAGUUCUUAUCCAUUUUUGCGACUUUUACUGCCCGGAUAUGACGACAAAGAACGCAAAGCAUAUGGUAUGCAAAAGGCAGCUCUCGGCGAUUACUAUGUGAAAAAUUUGGGUUUGAAUAGAAACAGUGAAACCGCACGACAGCUGUUGAUACCGGGUACCGAAGAUUACAGUGAAGUCGUGUACAAUGCCAUCAAGUCCCGUGCACCACAAGAAGGAAACCUAACGGUAUACGAAGUCAACAAUUAUCUUGAUUUAAUUGCGGAGCACUAUCAAGCCAACGAGAGAAACAAAAUUCACGAUGUGUUCUAUCAACUGAUCAGUAAAAUGACAGCAAUUCAACAGAAAUGGCUGGUGCGAAUGAUUUUGAAAAAAGUAAGCUGCGGUUUGAGUGAACGUGAAAUUUUGUCCAUUUAUGACGAAAGAGCCUGGGAUCUGCACAACAAACGUAGUUUAUUGUCCGACGUGUGUGCAAUUAUCGAUUCGGAUACGCCACUUGACCAAAUCGAUGUCAUCGAAGUAUUCAAACCGAUUCAUCCGAUGCUGUGCGAACGUGGUUAUGUGGCACAAAUCAAAGAAAUGCUGAAAGAGCAUAAAUAUUACAUGGAUACCAAAAUGGACGGUGAACGAUGUCAUUUGCACAUAAAUGGCAAUGAGUGCCAAUAUUUUUCACGUCGAUGCAAGGAAAUCAAAUUUGGUACCAAAAAUCAAACUCCAGCGAAAUAUGCGUAUAUUUUUCGGGAAUGUUUGAGUCGAGAUGUGAAGAAUGCAAUAUUUGACGGCGAAAUGAUGGUAUACAAUCGAGUAACCAAUACUUUUGUGAAGAAAGCUGAAAAUUCCGCUGCAAAAUAUCUUCAACCAAAUGAUGAUCAAUUCAAUAUUUGCUAUGUCAUCUAUGAUCUGCUUUAUAUCAAUGGAAAGUGCCUUAUCGAUUUGCCAUACGCUGAGCGUAUACGCAAAAUACGAACAAUUGUAAAAGUGAAGAAAGGUGCCGUUAUGCUGUGUGAAUACGAAAAAAUACGUGAUUUCGAACAUUUUUUGCGAUUGUUUAACAAAUCAUUCGAUACAAACGAAGAAGGUAUUGUUCUUAAACAAGAAGAGUCCAAAUAUAAACCAGGACAUCGUGAAAAGGGUGGAUGGUUCAAGUUUAAGCCGGACUACGAAAAAGGCUUGAUCACUGAUUUCGAUUUACUCAUAAUCGGUGGGUACUACAAUGACAGCAAAACAUCGGUAGACACAUAUUUACUGGCCGUAAUGAAAAAGGGCAUCAAUGAAAGCAAUAAAUCAGCCGUCUUUCAUUCGGUUUGUAAAAUUCGCAAUGGUUUGAGUUUCACAGAUUUCGAAACGAUAAACGAUCACAUUCGGCUAAAAAAACAUGAAAUCCGAAAGAAUCGACAAAAGGCAAUGACCGAAUCUCCACCCGGACUUGUAUUUGCAUCGGCAAAUCCAGAUUUUUGGGUUGAACCCGAGCAUUCGGUUGUACUUCAAAUCAAAGCUAGCGAAUUGACGAAAACCACUACCUACGCGACCAAUUAUUCUUUUCGAUUUCCUCGCGUUAUCCAAAUUCGAUGGGAUAAAUCACCGUAUGACACAUGUACUUUAAACGAAUUCAACACAUUUUGUUCGUCAGGCGCAAAUGUUGUAAAACUCACCAAACGACAUGCAACUGCAGAUGAUGUCACUGGUGAAACAUUGCCAAAGCGAGCGAAGCGAAUCAAUCCUGCACCAAAGCCAUCACUGGAAUUAAUUUCCACCGAAACCAAAGUAGUUGACCUAAUAUGUAACGGGCUCGAGUUCGUUAUUCUCAAUACAGAUAAAACAGAAAAUGCCAUAUCUGUUGAUGAUAUGAAAAAGAUGGUUGAACGUCACGGCGGAAAAGUUGUCGAUCAUCCAAAUAGUUCAACGUAUGUCACCAUCAUUGGCAAUGAAAAAACUGCAAAAGCAAAACCGUUAAUCAAGUUAAAACGUUAUAACAUUGCAAAACCAAAAUGGCUGGUGCGAGCACUUGGUAGUGAUCAACCUUUGAUAAAAUUGAUUGAUUUUACACCGGAUGACAUGGUUUAUGCAACGGAAGCACUUCAAAGAAAAUUCGAAGAAAUGGAGGAAGAUGAUGAAAUGGAAACGGCGCCAUUGGUCGAUGGCCAUUUGUCGAAGUCGUUUGAUCAAGUCGCUUUAAACAAUGAAGCCGAUCCAAAUUCUGUUAGCCCUUUGAAAGGAUUGAAAGUGUUCAAUAAUAAUAAUUCUGUUGAACAGAAUCAUCAGAAAAUGAUUUUGGAACAUCAAGCAGAAGAAGAGCACAUCGAUGAUAUUUACACCGCAGUAACGCAGGUCCUUGAACCCAUGGAAACUGAGGAACAACAACACCAUGAUGAUAUUUUCUUGAUGGAUACACAGCCCAUGCAACCAGAGUUAGUCAAUCCGCCGAAUGAAAUCGAGAACAAUGGUCAUCGAUCAGUUUUGGAAAAUGCACCUCCGGUUCCAGAAGAAACGACGAAUUAUGAUGAAUUGUUCCCAGCAAAUUCGGAAACCAAUAAAUCCGAAACUACCAACUAUGAUGAUUUGUUCCCAGUGAACUCGGAAACCAAUGAAUCAAAGUUAGCCAAUGCGCCGAAUGAAAUCGAAAACAAUGGUCAUCGAUCAAUUUUGGAAAAUGCACCUCCCGUUCCAGAUGAAACGACGAUUGUUGUAUCCAGUGAUGAUUAUGAUGAUUUGUAUCCAGUGAACUCGGAAACCAAUGAAUCUAACGUUAAUUUGGCGCAUCCAACCAACUCGAAUCCAGAGGUUCAAUUGAACGAGAAUGUCCCUGACAAUGUUAAGCAAAAUGAAACCCAAUGUCAGGAUGACAUGAGCAUAUUUGGCUCUUGCAUCGCAUACUUUUACGAGGAAGAAUCAUCAUUGGUAGAUUUCGUUGCAACAUUUGCAGAAGGCAUUUUGAUAGCAGGAGAUGGCAUACAUUUGCAAACAAUCGAAGAUGUCCAACAAUCCGAAGCACCAUUAACGCACAUUUUUGUGUCCAGCGCCGAAUUCGAUCGCAAAAAAUUCAAGGAAACGGUACGUUCGUUUGGCACGCAGACAUUGAAGAACGUCAAAGUUAUGCGGUAUCAAUGGAUCCUUGAUUGCGAAGAGCAGAAAAAGAAAAUUUGUGAUACAAAUUACAUAGUUAGUGUGUAAGCCAUGCAUUUGAAAUGUGAUUCUAUUUGAAAGUUAAAAAAGACUCGGCAUUUUCAUACAUAAAUAACCAAUAAUAUCAUUAUACAUUUGAUAUUUUUGUUUUGCAACUCAUUUGCUAACUGAUUACAUAUUUCGUUCUGACUUGUUUAAAAUUAGCUAUUAACGACUGAGACAACGAGUAAAAAAUAUGCACUAAGCAACAAAAAUUGCUCAGAUAUUCUAUGUGUCGAAUAGAUCGUCGAUUAACAUAUGGAAUGUUUCAAAAUCGAGAAAGAGAAAGAAAAAGAGAUAAAACACAUAUUUCAAGUUAAAUAUAUUGCUAAUGGAAUAACACCAUACGCCAACCAAUUUGAUGGUUUACACAUUGACCCCAAAAAAACACCACAAUCGCAUACUUUUUAAAAGUGUAAUCAAUUCCUUCAGUCGUUGAUGCGAUGAAAACAACUUGAGAAUAAUACAUUUUUGUUGAUCAAAUCAUUUUUUUUCUAAGAAAAAAAACAUUAUUUACUCCAGUAACCUAAGCAUAACCAAAGCUUAUUUAAUAUUUAACCAAAAACACUAUUUACUUUGUUAUUUGUUAAACAAUUAUUUUCAAUUCGAUAAAGAGUC
Messenger RNA from Contarinia nasturtii (swede midge), 4111 nucleotides. It is a transcript of the gene DNAlig4, whose product is annotated as DNA ligase 4. The record is from RefSeq and is a predicted model, not a curated record. The coding region runs from base 146 to 3502 and encodes 1118 amino acids. NCBI's taxonomy places the organism in Eukaryota, Metazoa, Arthropoda, Insecta, Diptera, Cecidomyiidae. The transcript is spliced from 15 exons. Gene Ontology annotation, molecular function: DNA ligase (ATP) activity; ATP binding; DNA binding. Gene Ontology annotation, cellular component: DNA-dependent protein kinase-DNA ligase 4 complex; DNA ligase IV complex. Gene Ontology annotation, biological process: DNA recombination; double-strand break repair via nonhomologous end joining; DNA biosynthetic process.